Messenger RNA from Thecamonas trahens ATCC 50062, 1425 nucleotides. RefSeq names its product leucine-rich repeat containing protein. The coding region runs from base 1 to 1425 and encodes 474 amino acids. The transcript is spliced from 2 exons. The record is from RefSeq and is a predicted model, not a curated record. Gene Ontology annotation, molecular function: protein binding. Lineage: Eukaryota; Apusomonadida; Apusomonadidae.
AUGGACGUCUCCCUCCAGGGCCUGUCCCUGCGGCGACUGCGCAUUCCCUCGGACGUGCUCCCGCUGCCGCCUUCCGUCGACCCGUUCUCCCCGCUGCAGACCCGGUCAUCAAGGAAGCGGAAACGGUCUGCCGAGGAAUCCGCCGCAUUGGGCAGUCCCAAGUGCUCUGCACGGGCGUCGGCGGUGGGUGCUAGCUCGGCGAGGAGAUUGAUGGGCGAUAUCACUUCGCUCGACGUGUCAUACAACUCGCUAACCAACCUGCCGUCGCAGCUGGUCAAUCUCUCGGCGCUGGCCGCGCUCGACGCGUCCAACAACAGGAUUGGUCUUCGUGGAACGUCGUUGCCAGACGCGCUGAGCGGCCUGCGCAACCUCACCCGCCUCGAUCUUUCGUGGAACCGGCUGACAAAGCUCGCGCCGGUGCUGGGCGCGCUUCCGGCGUUGACCUACCUCAACCUGGCUGACAAUCGGCUUCAGGAAGUGUCGGACUCGCUCGGAGGCCUCGCGAGCACGCUGCGGACUCUCAACAUUGACGGCAACGAGGAGAUUGGCAAGUUUCCGCCCGUCAUUUCCAAGCUCACUUCGCUCACCGAGCUGUACAUGGAUGCAACGUCGCUGUCCAAGAUUCCUGGCACCCUCUCGCGGCUGACCAAGCUCCAUUCGCUCACGCUCGCCGACAACAAGCUCGGCCCGGGCUCGUGUGCCGCAAGCCUCUCCAACCUGGUCUCGCUCCACAACCUAGUCCUUGACUCGAACAGCCUCCGCGCGGUGCCGUCGUUUGUCUCGGCGCUGCCCCAGCUGGCGUGGCUCUCGCUGCGCUCCAACCCCAUCGCCUCGCUUGCGCCGCUGGUCCGUGUCACCUCGCUCGCCGAGCUCGACGUUCAAGACACCCACAUCGAGACGCUUCCGGCACGCUUUGCCUCGCUGCCAUCGCUGACCUACAUCGGCGCCGACUCGACCGAGCUCUGCGAGCUGCCGCCGGCGCUGGACGCCGCCAUGACCUCGGGCCGCCUCGCCAUUGGCCUGCCGUACCACAUGCGGCCGACCGACCCGCCGGCAGCGGUCUCACCUAUGACUUCGCGCGCCUUUCGGCUCCGGCAUCGCCACAACGCACGUGCACCCAAGAGCCCGCCUAAGCCGCGCGCGCCGUCGCCGCCCAUCGAUCGCACCAUCUCAUUUGCAGAGCCCGCCUCCAUCGCCUCUGUUUGCUACUUUGACCGCUCCGAGACGCCUUCGAUGAUCGGCCGCUCGUCCUGCCCGCGCGUCCGCAUCACUGAACCGGCUCCGCCGGCCCUCAACCUCUCUGCCGACAACGGAAGCGGCGCUGAUGAUGGCCAACCCGCAGCUGCAGGCGUGGAGGACCACGACGCCAGCUCGUCGUCGGCCGCCUCGCUCUCGCUCGACUCGCCGACGCGUUUUAAACCCUAA